UGUUCAGCUCUGUUGUGCAGUUGUCAUUUGUCAGGUGGGCUGUUAUGCUCUUGGACAGGUUGCGUGUGCGUGUUUUUCCUUGUGGAGGUCUCCCUGUUCAGUGAGGUUGACUCUUUGAACCUGUGUGGGUGGGCGAGCUCCCGACGAACGGCAUCAUGCAGAGCGUCAUCAACUCGGUGAAGGGCACAGCGCUGGGCGUCGCGGAAUAUCUCGCUCCAGUCCUUAAGGAAUCUAAGUUUAGAGAGACUGGAGUAUUGACUCCUGAAGAGUUUGUUGCUGCCGGAGACCAUUUAGUUCAUCAGUGCCCUACUUGGCAAUGGGCAACGGGUGACGAAGCCCGAGUCAAAAGUUACCUCCCUCCAAACAAGCAAUUUUUAAUCACAAGGAGUGUGCCCUGCUCUCGAAGAUGUAAACAGAUGGAGUACUGUGAUGACCAUGAAAAAAUUAUUGAGGGUGAUGAUUCCGAUGGCGGUUGGGUGGAUACCCACCACUAUGCGGGUCUUGACGAAAAAGUUUCUGAGAUGACACUGGAUGUCAAGGCUGAGGCAAGUAGUUCAAGCACUGCAAAUGCAGGAAUCACUGAGAGAGAUAAUGAUGACGACGAUGAUGAAGGAGAAGCUGCCGACAUGGAAGAGUUUGAGGAAAGUGGCCUAUUGGAUGAAAAUGACAAGGCCACAUUAGACACAACGCAGAUUAGCAAAGCUGAAAACCCAUUGCCUACAACCUUGUCAAGUACAGAUGAUGAUAUUAUUCGCACUCGUACCUAUGACUUGCACAUCACAUAUGACAAAUAUUACCAAACACCCAGGCUUUGGCUUACUGGUUAUGAUGAAAGUCACAAGCCUCUUAAUGUAGAAGAAAUGUAUGAAGAUGUUAGUCAAGACCAUGCAAAGAAAACAGUGACAAUGGAGACACAUCCACACCUUCCAGGCCCCUCCAUGGCAUCUGUCCAUCCUUGUCGGCAUGCCGAGGUAAUGAAAAAAAUUAUUGAAACUGUUAUGGAGGGAGGUGGUGAGCUUGGUGUUCACAUGUACCUCAUCAUUUUCUUGAAGUUUGUUCAAUCUGUCAUUCCAACUAUUGAAUAUGAUUAUACACAGAAUUUUACAAUGUAAAGAGAAGUUUUAAUCUGCACAAAGUUUACAUCUAUUUUACGAUGCAUCACAAAAAAAAUAUCUAAAACUCUUGACCCAUGUUCAAUGGUGAUGUAAAUUGCUUCAUUCAACUUUAGCUAUAAGAAAAUUAUUGGGCAUCAAUUUCAAUCCAUAAAGCAAUCCAUUUAAGCAGUUAAAAGUAGUAAGCCAAGUGUAAAUCCUUGAGACCUGAGAUUAAGUGGCACUGUAUGUAAUAUGGCCCUUGAAAAAUGUGAUGAAUAAAAAAGCCAAGUUGCAAGAUGUUUUCAA
Messenger RNA from Thrips palmi, 1400 nucleotides. RefSeq names its product ubiquitin-like-conjugating enzyme ATG3 (gene Atg3). The record is from RefSeq and is a predicted model, not a curated record. Gene Ontology annotation, molecular function: Atg8-family ligase activity. NCBI's taxonomy places the organism in Eukaryota, Metazoa, Arthropoda, Insecta, Thysanoptera, Thripidae. The transcript has 7 exons. Bases 156 to 1112 code for a protein of 318 amino acids. Gene Ontology annotation, biological process: autophagy of mitochondrion; autophagosome assembly; nucleophagy. Gene Ontology annotation, cellular component: cytoplasmic ubiquitin ligase complex; cytosol.